Scaptodrosophila lebanonensis is the source of this 1160-nucleotide messenger RNA. RefSeq names its product mitochondrial thiamine pyrophosphate carrier (gene Tpc2). Gene Ontology annotation, cellular component: mitochondrial inner membrane. Lineage: Eukaryota; Metazoa; Arthropoda; Insecta; Diptera; Drosophilidae. The coding region runs from base 35 to 1042 and encodes 335 amino acids. The transcript has 2 exons. Gene Ontology annotation, molecular function: thiamine transmembrane transporter activity. Gene Ontology annotation, biological process: thiamine pyrophosphate transmembrane transport. The record is from RefSeq and is a predicted model, not a curated record.
AGGGGCCGCCUGUCGCUUGAGAAACAUCGCAUUAAUGACGAGCGACAAUUCACCCACGGUACAACUGAUGCAGGCCGUUUCUGGAGGACUUUCGGGAGCAUGUACGCGGUUCAUUACGCAGCCCUUUGAUGUGCUCAAGAUACGCUUUCAAAUGCAGGUGGAGCCUGUGGCUGACCACCAUCACUCCAAGUAUCGGGGCACUUUGCAUGCCCUUGCUGAGAUUUAUAGGGAAGAGGGCAUACGGGGAAUUUGGAAAGGACACAACGUGGGUCAGAUGACGAGCAUUACGUACGCGCUUGUACAGUUCUGGUCAUAUGAGCAAUUCAGUUCUGCAUUCACGAAAAAUGCCUUCUUUAAAGAGCGGGAUGGUCUCAGGUAUUUCCUUAGCGGCGGAUUGGCUGGCUGUUUGGGUGUAACUGCUUCGCAGCCUUUUGACUUGAUUCGAACGAUGGUGGUGGCCUCUGAUCCGAAAAGCCACAGCAGUGAGAUGUCGACGAUGAGAGGCCUUGUAACCGUUUGGAAACUUCGGGGUGUGCGUGGACUCUUUCGGGGGCUAACGUUCACAUUGGCCCAAAUCUUUCCAUUGGUUGGAUUAAAUUUUCUGCUCUACAAGAACUUCAACAAGAUGGUAAUAUUACUUAAAAGACGCAUAAUGGGACCUGGUGAUGGCCUUCUAUUACCUCCCACACUUUUCGUCAAUGGCGCUUUGGCGGGCGUGCUCUCCAAGGCUAUCGUAUAUCCGGCCGAUUUUCUCAAAAAACGCAUUCAAUUGGGUGGUUUUAGUCAUGAUCGGAACAUGUUUGGCAGAAAUCCAAAUUGCCCAACAUUGAGGGAGUGCAUUGUCAGUACGCUAGAGCAUGAAGGUAUUAUGGGUUUUUACAAAGGCCUGCUGCCCACUCUGGUUAAAUCGGGACUUGCGACGGCGGUCUAUUUCACGUUCUAUGAUACCAUGAAGUUGCUUUUCAUAACCCCCUUAAAAGAACGUGAGGCAAAGGAGAACGCAAGAAAUGCGGAUUACAGUUGGCCUAGUCCGGCUAAAUAGCAAGAAAUGUUAAAUGUUAUGGUAUUAUAGGUGGGCCGUUAUCUGCCCAAGGUCACUCUUUCGGUUGUCCCCAUGGCAAGCGAGCGAUUUACAUAAUUGCCUACAUAUGUUACUUUCA